AUGGGAGUACCACUCUUCUGGCUUGCCGUAUCCGGGACGGCUGCACUUGUCUUGCUCGUAUCCCGGACUAUCUACCGCCUGUAUUUCCACCCAUUGAGCCAUAUCCCUGGACCGAAACUAGCCGCAGCCACGCAUCUGUAUGAGUUCUACUACGAUGUCUGGCGGAGUGGCCGGUACCUAUUCGAGAUCGAGAAGAUGCAUCGCCAAUAUGGCCCUAUCGUCCGCAUAACCCCUCGUGAAAUCCACAUCAACGACCCCGAAUUCUACGACGAGAUCUACGCCCCCUCAAGCCGUCGCCGCGAAAAGGACCCAGCACACGUCCCGCUCUACUCCGAGCGCGUGCAGAAACUCAUCCAGCGCUUCGAGGGGUUCUAUCGUGCGAAAAGACCGCUGCAGGUUGAUGAUGCGUUUACGGCUCUGACGGCAGAUAUCAUCACAUAUUACAGUUACGGUAGACUAUGGGGAUUCCUCGAAGACGAGAACUUUCGCAGCGAUAUCCGGCAGGCGUCGAGCGAGCUCAGCGCAAUGGUUCACUUGAACCGCUUCUUCCCGUUCCUUGCGCCGAUGCUGAUGAUGAUCCCCGUGUGGCUGAUCGGCCUUGUGAGUCCCGCAUCGGAAAAGGAGUCGGGCAAGAGUACGCGGACGAUCGCGCAUCGGCUUGGGGACCCGGCCCUACCGGUGGAAGAGCGCAGUAUCGCGAGGCAGGAGGAGGAGAGCCUAAUUGUAUUAGCGGCGGGGACGGAGACGACAGGUAGAGUCCUCUCGCUGGCGGCUUACUACAUUUAUCAGGAUCAGAAUGUGCUACGGCGGUUGAGGGAGGAGGUCCAGACCGUUCUACCGACACCGACGAGCACAUGUGCAUUGUCAGAGUUGGAGCAGCUCCCUUAUCUGAGUGCUGUAGUCAGCGAAUCCCUCCGCGUCGCCAACCCCGUCAUCGGUCGGACACCCCGCGUCGCGCCAGACGAGGCAUUAAAAUAUAAGAACUACACGAUCCCUCCUGGGACACCAAUAAGCUCAUCCUCCCUCUUCAUCCACCGCAACGAGACAAUCUUCCCGAAUCCAACGCAUUUCAACCCAGACCGGUGGCUGCAAGCUAAAGGUCAGCGGCUGGACCGCUACCUAACUUCCUUCACCAAGGGGAGUCGCGCGUGUCUGGGGAUCAAUCUUGCCUAUGCGGAGAUGUAUAUAGCCCUCGCGCAUCUUGUUCGCCGGAUCGACCUCGAGAUUGACAACACUCACCCUGAGGAAAUGGAAGUAAAGCGGGAUUUCUUUGUUUGGUAUACCGAGCAUGAUGAGCCGCGUGUGCGGGCGCGUGUGGUGGGGAUAUUGGCAGAUUAA
Molecule: messenger RNA, 1338 nt
Organism: Aspergillus calidoustus
Lineage: Eukaryota; Fungi; Ascomycota; Eurotiomycetes; Eurotiales; Aspergillaceae
Source: the annotation of a GenBank genome assembly